AUGUGGAUGGUUCUAGAAGGACUGCCACUAGUCUUAUUGGAGCAGGAGGUGUCCUCCGUGAUUCCUAAGGUGACUGGAUUGCUGCUUGCUGUUGAGAAAGGUAUUUCCAACCUUGCUAUAGAGAUGGAUGCUGCUUUGCUAUUUCUCUCAUCCAGCAAGUAUAUUUCUUGCAAUGUCAUCCACUUGCUGCCUUGGUGCAUAGUUGCUGUAGUCACUUGA
Messenger RNA from Prunus armeniaca (apricot), 219 nucleotides. The record is from the annotation of a GenBank genome assembly. NCBI's taxonomy places the organism in Eukaryota, Viridiplantae, Streptophyta, Magnoliopsida, Rosales, Rosaceae.